Helianthus annuus (common sunflower) is the source of this 3799-nucleotide messenger RNA. Its product is annotated as kinesin-like protein KIN-12F. Gene Ontology annotation, molecular function: ATP binding; microtubule binding; microtubule motor activity. The transcript is spliced from 16 exons. The record is from RefSeq and is a predicted model, not a curated record. Bases 124 to 3627 code for a protein of 1167 amino acids. NCBI's taxonomy places the organism in Eukaryota, Viridiplantae, Streptophyta, Magnoliopsida, Asterales, Asteraceae. Gene Ontology annotation, biological process: microtubule-based movement.
UUUCCUUUCUCCCCCCUUUCUACGUUUUCAAAUUUAAACGCUCCCAAAAUCAAAUCCUUCUUCACUCACAAUCACACACACUGAAAUCAAAUUCAAUUUCAUCAACUCAAUCUUACUAUUAUCAUGUCUAAUUCAGAGAUCUCACGACACAGAUCAUCCGGAAGCAUUUCGAUUUCGUCGAUUCGAAACCUACUUCCGAGAUCUGGAUCGGUAAAGCACAAGAUGAGUUCAUUUUCAAACCCUAGGUUAUCUCGGUUCCAGUCCGAAAACGUUCCUCCUGUCGAUCCGAAUGUUACGGCCGAGGAACUGCCUUCGAUUGUGAAGGAAUCGACCGCAAACGUGACGAAUGGAUCGGUUUCGUGCAAGGAAGUUAGAGGAUUGGAAAGCUCUGUAGAUCCGCAUGUUAAGGUUGUUGCGAGGAUUAGACCUCCUAAUUCUCAUGAGAAGGGGGAUUAUACGGUUAGGAAAGUUUCGGAUGAUUCGGUGGCCGUAGGGGAUCGGAAGUUUACUUUGGAUGCCGUACUCAAUUCGAAAUCUAGCCAGGAGGAUGCAUUUCAGUCAGUUGGCGUCUCAAUGGUUAAGAGUGCAAUGGCGGGUUACAACACGUUGACAUUGGCUUAUGGACAGACUGGAAGUGGAAAAACUUACACAUUAUGGGGUCCACCGAGCGCGAUGCUUGAAGAUCAAUCGACUAGUGGUAAUCAAGGAAUUGUUCCACGCGUCUUCCAGAGGCUGUUUGCAGAAAUCCAACAAGAACAAGAUCAAGCAGAAGGUAAACAGAUAAAUUAUCAGUGCCGCUGUUCCUUCCUUGAGAUAUACAAUGAGCAAAUUGGAGAUUUGCUUGAUCCAACCCAGAGAAACCUAGAGAUUAAAGAUGAUGCUAAACAUGGGUUUUAUGUUGAGAAUCUGACCGAGGAAUAUGUGACGGGCUAUGAAGACGUUACUCAAAUUUUGAUCAAGGGCCUCUCCAAUAGGAAAAUUGGAGCAACAAGCGUAAACUCCAAAAGUUCAAGAUCUCAUAUUGUGUUUACAUGUGUUAUUGAGUCUUGGUGCAAGGGUACAGCUUCAAUGAAUUUUGGUAGUUCAAAAACAAGCCGGAUUACACUUGUCGAUCUUGCUGGACUUGAGAAGAACAAAACCAAUGACACUGGCAGAGAGUGUGUCAAAGAAGGAGAAUUUGUCAGAAAAUCAAUUUCACAACUUGGAAACUUGGUUAAUAUCCUUGCUGACACAAACCGAUCUGGAGAAUCAAAAGACAUUCCGUACAACAAUUCUUGUUUGACUCAUUUGCUGAAAGAAUCACUUGGAGGCAACUCAAAACUUACUGUUAUAUGUGCUAUCUCCCCAGAUGACAAGUCUUCUGCUGAAACAAUUAGCACACUUAGAUUUGGACGUCGUGCAAAACUUAUACACAAUAAUCCUGUAGUAAAUGAAAUAACAGAAGAUGAUGUUAAUGAUCUCAGUGAUCAAAUUCGUGAACUGAAGGAAGAGCUAAUUAGAGCAAAAACAGAUGCAAGUUACUCGUUCGGAUCUAACACGAUCUAUAAAAACGGAAGUGCACGCCAAAGCUUGAAUCAGUUAAGAGUUAGUCUUAACCGUUCAUUGAUGAUGAAAGAAGAAGUAGUAGGUAUUGAAACUGAUGUGAAAGAAGACGUAGAUAUUGAUGAACAUGACGUUAAAGAUUUACAACGUCAGCUCGAUAUGUUACAUAGUGAUGAUGAGUUCCAAGAAGCCUCUGAAAGCAGCAGAGGCACACGGUUCUUCUCUAUGGGAGGUUCCGAGGGUGACGUAGCAAGUGAACAGUAUGCCAGCUGUCAAGACGACACUGACGAUGAAGAAAUGAAUCCCGAAGAACCUGAAAUCGAUCUUAAAGUUCAGAAUAUCGAUAGCAUUUCGAUUACUGCUGGCAGGCCUUCUGAUGCGUUUAACGGUCCUAUGCUAUCAGAAUCGCCGAAAAUCGGUAAUGUCAUGAGAAAGAGUGUGGCUUUUGUUCAAGAUAAUGUAACCCGUGAAUCGUCAAAGAAUAGUGACCAAAUUAGCUGUCAAGAAGACGGUGAAAUUGAUCGUAAAAUUCAAAACAUUCAUAGCAUUUCCAUUACUGCUGGCAGGCCUUCUGAUGCGUUUAACGGUCCUAUGUUAUCAGAAUCCCCGAAAAUCGGUAAUUCCAUGAGAAAGAGUGUUGCUUUCGUUCAAGAUAAUGAAACCCGUAAAUCAUCUUCAAAGAUUAGCGAUCAAAUUAGAGCAUCUUUAAGAUCGAGUAUGAUGUUUGGGGGGGCCACUGAGUCACUCGCAGCUAGUCUUCAAAGAGGGCUAGAAAUUAUAGACAAUCACCAACGGAAUUCGGUUUUGAACAAGUCCUUGGUUGCAUUGUCUUUUGAUCAUUUGGCUACAAACAUGAAUGAUGCAUCUGUUCAAACAGAUGGGUCUUUUGAUAAGAAAUAUGUCUGUUCGAAUUGCCAGCAAAGAGGAUCUAAUGAUUCUAAUGAAGUUGCUGCCAUGAAGAAAGUGAAAGAUCUUGAAAAUGUUUGCAUGGAACAAGCAGCAGAGAUUGAGAAAUUAAAUAAUCUGGUAUUGCAAUACAAACAAGAGAAAGAUGUAACAUCACCUCUUAAUGAGCUAAAAAAUAGCAGCAUUUCACGUAACAGCCAAACAAAGCUUCUAAGAUGGAACGACGAGCCAGAAAUCAUAAAACAAAGUUUCGAUGCAAACGAAAAAGAAUCACUUCUCGAAGAAAUCAAAUCAUUAAGAUCCAAACUCCAACUCCAAUCACCUACAAACAAAUCACUCGACAGAUUAAGAAGAUCGUCAACCUCACUAAUAUCCCAAUCACUAACCUUAAGAAAAAGCGGCACAGACCUUAAAGGAAACGAAACACUAGAAGACCUUCAAAAGGAACGAGAAAGAUGGAUGGAAAUGGAGAGUGAAUGGAUCUGUUUGACCGACGAGUUAAGAGUUGACCUGGAAGCCACACGACGUCGUUCUGAGAAGAUGGAAAUGGAAUUAAGAUUGGAGAAGAAAUGCACAGAGGAGUUAGAUGACGCACUCAUGAGGUCGAUUAACGGUCAUGGUAGAAUGGUGGAACAUUAUGCUGAUUUGCAGGAGAAGUAUAAUGAACUGGCGGAGAAACACCGGUUGAUUCUUGAAGGGAUAGCGGAGGUGAAACGGGCUGCGGCUAAAGCCGGAGCGAAAGGUCAUGGGAAGCGGUUUUCGAAGUCGUUGGCUGCUGAGCUGUCGGUGUUGCGAGUUGAGAGAGAGAAGGAAAGAGAGUUGUUGAAGAAGGAGAAUAGAAGUUUGAAAAGUCAACUCAGGGAUACUGCUGAAGCUGUUCAUGCAGCUGGUGAAGUUCUUGUUAGGUUGAGAGAAACUGAGGAAGCAGCAGCGGCUGCACAGGAGAAGUUUGCAAAUGUUGAGGAAGAGAACAAUAAGCUAAAGAAGCAAAUAGAAAAACAAAAAAGAAAGCACAAGAUGGAGAUCAUUACAAUGAAACAGUAUCUUGCUGAAAGCCGAUUGCCCGAAUCUGCAUUGAGACCGUUGUACAGGGAAGACUCAGAUGUUAAAGUCAAUGACGACGUUGAUGAUGAGGCCUGGAGGGCUGAAUUUGGAGCCAUAUAUCAAAACCAUUACUAGAUCAUCAUUUUCAGAAUUUUUGAAUUUGGUUAACCACCCAUAGUGGUUUGUUGAUGACAACAGGUUGUGUGUGUGUGUGUGUUUUUUUUUAAAGUUUCUAUUGUAUGUAACCUUUUAAAUAUACCAAUGUUAUAACAUCCUCAUUCAAUUCAAUAUUUAGCUUUUUUAAUAA